Alternaria burnsii is the source of this 1071-nucleotide messenger RNA. RefSeq lists its product as uncharacterized. The transcript has 3 exons. The coding region runs from base 1 to 1071 and encodes 356 amino acids. The record is from RefSeq and is a predicted model, not a curated record. Lineage: Eukaryota; Fungi; Ascomycota; Dothideomycetes; Pleosporales; Pleosporaceae. Gene Ontology annotation, molecular function: protein-L-histidine N-tele-methyltransferase activity. Gene Ontology annotation, biological process: peptidyl-histidine methylation, to form tele-methylhistidine.
AUGGCCUUCAGUUUUGGCUUCUCGGGUGACGAUAUAGAAGAAGAUCCAAACGAUGUGCAAGACCAAGCACAGCAGCCAGCAACCACGGACAGUGAUGUGCCACCACCGAUUCCGGCAAAGACACAUGAUCUAGAUGAACUGCUAUCAACCCUGCCAGACAAGCUUUCCUACUCAACUGUCAGCAUAACAAGUCCCAAAGGCUUCACAGCGCGCCUUCCACGCCGCGAGCUCUUCGAUGUCCGCCUUCAGCUCAUGGCCGAAGAUGAUGGAUCUUCUCAGACGCCCCUAACAGGUCUCGAUGACUCGGACCUCCGCCAAAACGUCUAUGAAGGCGGCUACAAGACUUGGGAAUGCAGUCUCGAUCUUGUCCGCUACCUCUUGGAUCGUGGUCCGCGGAAGGACCUCGAUGACCUGAUGCGGGUUGGACACGUUAUCGAAAUGGGCUGUGGCUCCGCGCUCCCUUCUCUUCUCUUAUUCCAAUACGCAGUGAAGAAUCAACUUGGAAUUUACUUCACGCUGACAGAUUAUAACGCCGAUGUCAUGCGACUCGUCACUCUCCCCAAUCUACUCUUGACAUGGGUGGGUACACUGAGUGCUGGAGAUAGUCAAACGCUGUUCUCCGAAACUGGAAACCCGCUGUUGGAACAAGAGGAGAAUGGCGAGUUGUACAUCACUCCCGAGAUUCUCUCUGCUUUCAAGAGGGUAAUCAACGAGACUGGGAUUAUCAUGACAUUUAUUUCCGGAUCUUGGACACCGAUCGAUGCGCUUCUGGAGAUGAUUCCUUCGUCACCAGACUUGAAUACUUUCAUCCUUGGUUCCGAGACGAUCUACUCGCCGGCUUCGCUUACAGCGUUCACGGAUGCGAUCGUUGCGCUGAUGGGGCGGGUCAAGACAGGCAAGACCAUGGUGGCGGCGAAGAGAGUUUACUUUGGUGUUGGAGGUAGUGUGGAUGGAUUCAGGGAGGCUUGUGCACAGAGAGGAUGUGUGGCUUAUGAAAUGGAGUUUGAAGGAUUAGGAGAUGGUAGCGAUGGGGGCGUAAGGAGAUGUUUGGUCGAGGUGCAGAUGUACUGA